Hyalella azteca is the source of this 1804-nucleotide messenger RNA. Its product is annotated as neural cell adhesion molecule 1-like. Gene Ontology annotation, molecular function: protein binding. The transcript has 10 exons. Lineage: Eukaryota; Metazoa; Arthropoda; Malacostraca; Amphipoda; Hyalellidae. Bases 248 to 1654 code for a protein of 468 amino acids. The record is from RefSeq and is a predicted model, not a curated record. Gene Ontology annotation, cellular component: neuron projection.
ACGUGGUCGUGUUGGGUGUGCGUACUGCGCUGUCCUGCUCACCAACUGACAGGAACUUGUUCCGCUGCAGCAAUUCCCUCCACAUGUAAAACACUUUGGUGUUCGCGAACCACAUCGUCAGACGAUUCUUAUACGUGAAAUUUACAAACUCGUGACGGUGAAGUGUACAAGCGUGGGUUCAUGCGCAUUUAAUAAGAGUUUAUAUCCAGAAAAUAGAUUAAAAACAUCGUUCACCAAUAAAAAGAACAUGAGGAUCUCCGGCUGCAUUCUCACAUUUCUGUUAAUUACAGCAGCGGCGGCAGCUCAGAAGGACGACGAGUAUGAAGACUACGCAGCUGACCUCUCCGACACUGAGCCUCCUCAGUUCCUGUCUGUGCCUGAGGAGUUCAGCGUCGAGGUCGGGGGUGAGAUCACCUUCCCAUGCCACGUCCAGCACCUCGGCAAGAGGCAAAUGGUGUUCCAAUUUAAUUCCUUCACGGCCCCGAGCAAAGAGAAGCUUUACUUCGCCGGCACCAGUCGCAUCAGCGCAAAUCGGCGUCUGCGUAAAGACGAGCACAGCUUCACGCUGACGAACAUCAAGCGGUCGGACGCCGGCCAGUACGCCUGUAAGCUCUACGACCCGCCCUUGCAAGUGGUGCAUGUGCUACGCGUACAAUACCCUGCCAUGAUCCGGCGCAUCAGUCCCGACAAGCAGCACGCGGUCAAGGGUGAGUCUGUGACGCUGCAGUGCGAGGCUGAGGGCAACCCUGAGCCUGCCAUCCACUGGAGCAGACGCGGGGGUCGACUGCCGUCGGGAUCUCACUCUGAAGAGGGCUUGAGCAUCACGCUGGAGAAGAUUGACAGGCGGGAGGCUGGCACCUACGUGUGCACGGCAUCCAACGGCAUCGGCGAGCCUUCGUCUGCCGAGAUGCGCAUCGAAGUCGAGUACAGACCGGAGAUUACGACCGAAGAGUCUAUCCUGCACACCGGUAACGGCGACGAAGCCAAGCUCGUCUGCAUCGUCCAUGGCCACCCUGCACCGACGGUGCACUGGAGACGAGGUGACCACCUCGUCGCCUCAGACAAGCAUCUCAUGACUCAUGACGGCGAGCACAGACACAGCCUCAUCAUCCGGGACGUGCAAGACGAUGACUUCGGCGACUACACUUGCAGUGCAAAGAACCGUCAGGGCGUCACUGAGCAAACUGUUGUUCUUACUGGACUCCCGAAAGUUCCAAAAAUGACGAGCAGCCCCGCUGGUGGGGAGAAGGAAACAUACACCCUCACCUGGGAGACUGAAAGCUUCUCCCCCAUCGUCCAGUACAGGGUCCAGUUCCGUAAAGUUGGGCGAGGAGAAUCACGCAACAAGAGUGCAUGGAAAGACUCGUUGUACACCGCGAAGCCCCAGCGACCUCGCCACAACCAGCCGCGCUCCAGCAACCGGGUCCAGGUCAUGGGUCACGCCAUCCCCAACCUGGACCCUGCCACCGACUACCAGGCCACCGUGGCGGUCGAGAACAAGUUCGGCUGGUCCCCGCCCUCGCCAGUUUUCCAGUUCCAUACUCGUAAAGAAGUAGCGGAUGGACAGUCAGCGAGCACAGCGUCAACUAUGCAGUCAUUGCGGACAGUUUGCGUGACAGUUCUGAGUGCAGUUAUCAUCUCAGCCUUCGUCUGAAAUGGACUGCGCUCUCAAGUGUAAACAAUAGUGAACUGAAGAACUGACCCACUAGGCAAAUAACUUUGCAACAACAUUUGAUGAACGUUGAUUGAAGCGAAAAAACGUUUAACUUCACGAUAGAUGCCUGUCUGUUGGGAGUGGCGUCGC